AUGAUACAUCCACCCGUUCAGAGGGGCAAGAGAGAAUCGGGAAAGCGCGGCCGCGCUGGCGGUUGCCAUGGCAGCCGAGCCCCGCCCCUCCCCUCCCCUCCGCCGCUGCAGCGUUGGGGCCGCCGCCGACCUGUCCCCCAAACCCUCCUGCUUCUUCCAUGUCUGCUGUCAGUCCAGGUGAAUUUUUUCAGUUAUGUGGCCGCAGCAGCAGCUCUUCCCACCCUGGAGGAGAAUAAAGGCUCUCUGGUGGCUGUUUCUUCCCUCACAGGGGAAAUAGUCACUCCCCUCACCACUUCCUAUUUUGCCACCAGGUUUGCACUGGAUGGAUUCUUCAGCUCGCUGCGCCAUGAACUCAUAAUGCAGAAGAGAAAUGUCUCUAUCACACCGCUUCUGGCUCUGAUUAAUACUGAUAUGGUAUUACAGAAUACCAGGUGUGGCAAAGUGCACAGAACUGCUUCUCCUGUUCCUGAAAGGAUCAUCCAGGGAGGUGCCACACGGGUGCAGGAGGUUUUCUACCUGUGGUGGCUUCAGCAUAUGUGUUGCCUCUGGGUUUUGUUCCCCAAUGACCAGGACCAAGUUUUACAGAGUUACUAUAACUACAGCAGUCCUUAAAGAAUGCCCAGUCUCAGUCUCCUCUCCCAUCCUACAUCUCUUUUAAUCACAUUUCCCCUGUUGCACUAAGCAUCCCAUGCAACUAUUGUCAAGUGGAAGCAGGGCAGCAGUGGUGGCAAAGUAACCUUAACUCUUCGCAAGACUCAUCUUGGCCUCCCUCUCAUCCUGCUUCAGCCACAGUUCCGAUAUUUCUACCCAUCAGUCAAAGAUCUUUCCCACUGUUCACUUGGUUUAGCCUUGCACCCAUUUCUCCUUCAGCCUCACAUGUCUGUACUGCCUCGUUUCUUUCAGCUCCAGCUUUAACCUUGGUCUGUACAGGGUGUCCUGAAAUGUCAGUACAUCUUGCUCCACUGCUUACUUAUUUUGUGGAGUCUGUGAAACUUCUUGCUUCUUAUAAAUAGAAUUUUAAUCUCUAUUUUAA
Molecule: messenger RNA, 1033 nt
Organism: Athene cunicularia (burrowing owl)
Lineage: Eukaryota; Metazoa; Chordata; Aves; Strigiformes; Strigidae
Product: hydroxysteroid 11-beta-dehydrogenase 1-like protein
Cellular component (GO): intracellular membrane-bounded organelle
Molecular function (GO): oxidoreductase activity
Source: RefSeq, a predicted model, not a curated record